GUGAAAGAGAGGACAGAGGUGAGACUUGAGAAAGCAACUUCCAUAGUCAACGACCGAAGAAAAUUGCAGGUUUUCCUUUGCCAGAGCUAACUAACUAUACAGCUCCUGCUUCUCGUCUAUCACAACAUGAGUUCUAACAGGCCCCAAAACCAGGAGAUGAAAUCUGAUCAGGCUGGAGUCAAUGUUGAGAAUAAAGAAUCAAAAGCUCAUAUGAUUGAAAUCUUAAUAUCUUCAUUUGAUCAAAAACUAGAGAAGUUGUCAGUAGAUCCUUCAUACUCGUAUGCAGCAUGUAUCUAUAGAGUUUCUGAGAAGCUACGGGGAGCAAAUGAAGGAGCCUACACUCCUCGAUUAGUGUCAAUUGGACCACUUCAUCAUAAUCAAACCCAACUUCAAGGCAUGGAAGUUUCCAAAUUGAAAUUCAUGCAUAAUUUCUUGAGCAGAUUUGGAAUUGGGAUGCAUACCUUAGUCAAAUUUGCAGCAAAGGAAGAAAGUUUUGUUCGUGGGUGUUAUGAGGGUCAGAUUGACCUUUCUGUUAAGCAACUUACAGAAGUUAUUCUCUUGGACGGGAUAUUCAUCGUUGAACUUUUCCUACAAAACUAUUUUUCACAGCUGAGAGACAAAAGCGAGUCAAUAUAUGAAAAUCAGUGGAUGCACAAUAAUUUGUUGCAUGAUAUGAUGUUGAUAGAAAAUCAGCUGCCUAUAAGAAUAAUGGAGAGCCUGAUGAAUUUUGUGGAUCUAUCAUUCUUGAACGAGGGCACCGUGCUCACCAUCUAUGAUCUUGCUCACAGUUUCUUCAAGAAUGUUGGUAAUACGCACAAGGUUGCAUUGUCAGCACGGUGUUACAAUGCUAGGCAUUUUGUUGAGUUUCUUUUGUUUCUUCAUGCUCCACCAGGGCGUUCUCAUGAUACAGAAAAUCCGAGAAAAAAAACAUCUUUAGCUAGAAAGUUUGAAUACACUCGCAGUGCAACAGAGCUACAAGAAGCUGGAGUCACGUUCCGUGGUGGGAAAGCAGAUUGUUUGCUUGAGGUUUCCUUUUUUCUACCCGGAGAUGGAAAAGGAGGUUGCUUGUUUGAGGUUCUGUGUGAACGAGGAGGUGAGCUGACGAUCCCCAAAUUGAGAGUUGAUGAAUUGACUGAGACAUUCUUUCGGAAUCUUGUAGCCUUUGAGCAGUUAGGCCAUUUCGGGUACUUUUCCAAAUAUAUUACUAGUUACGUCAUACUCAUGGAUAGCUUCAUAGACACACCGGGUGAUGUUGAUCUACUUGUGUAUCAUGACAUUAUCGACAAUAAGUUAGGCGACAGCCAACAAGUAGCAGACCUGUUUAACACUCUUCACAAGGAAGUUGUGACUGAAGCAAACGACUUCUAUUUUGCUGAGCUCUGUAGUGAUUUGAACGACUACGCAAGGAUUGGCUUCACCAGUGGAAAGCCAGCUGGUUUAGAUCAAAAGUGAUGCUGAGAAAGAAUUAUUUCAGCAACCCUUGGUCCUUCUUGUCUCUUACCGCUGCAACCGUGUUGCUCAUUCUUACAGUGAUACAAACAGUCUGUUCUAUUCUGCAGGUUCAAUGAGUAGGAGGAAAGGAGUCCUAUUAUUUGUAAAGAAGGGAAAAUGGUGGGAGAUGCAUUCUUUUGAGCAUGUCCUGGUAACACAUGGUCUUGACUCUUGUCACCAAUGAUGCAAACUUUUGUGUAUGACUUUGUAUUGUAUUUGUGAUGUUGCAUAUGACAUUUCUAAUUUCUAUAUAAUGGUGAAUGAGAUGGUCUUGA
Salvia hispanica is the source of this 1766-nucleotide messenger RNA. The record is from RefSeq and is a predicted model, not a curated record. NCBI's taxonomy places the organism in Eukaryota, Viridiplantae, Streptophyta, Magnoliopsida, Lamiales, Lamiaceae.